CUUUUCAAAAUUUUGGUGCCUCAUGUGAUAUUGGUGGCUGUGUUGAUUGGCUACUUGUGCCUUGGUGCAUGGGUUCUCAUGGUUCUGGAAACAAAAACCGAACUUAUGGCUCGAUCCAGGAAGCUCGUCCGCUUAUCGAAUAUGAUGUCAAAUUUUACUGCAGAUAGUUGGCGAGUACUUAACGAAGUACAACUCGGCAUCCGCUCAGUCGAUCAAGCUGAAUGGACUAGCAUUUUCAGGGAGUUCAUGGUAUCGAUUGCGGAAACUGUUGAUGAUCGACGUCCAAUCCGGAAAGAGCUUCGAAAACCGGAUGACAUCGAUAAUAUGCAUAAUAAGUGGACUUUCCCAACUGCCUUAUUGUAUGUGCUGACUGUUCUUACCACAUGUGGCUACGGUGAAGUAUCUGUUGACACUGAUUUGGGAAAAGUGUUUGCCGUUGCUUUCGCAUUAGUUGGGAUACCUCUAAUGUUCAUAACGGCGGCUGAUAUUGGCAAGUUUUUGUCGGAGACAUUGCUUCGUUUCGUUUCAAACUGGAACCGAAUGCUGCAUAAAUUAAAGUCCUAA
Gongylonema pulchrum is the source of this 564-nucleotide messenger RNA. The record is from the annotation of a GenBank genome assembly. Lineage: Eukaryota; Metazoa; Nematoda; Chromadorea; Rhabditida; Gongylonematidae.